Molecule: messenger RNA, 2817 nt
Organism: Rhagoletis zephyria (snowberry fruit fly)
Lineage: Eukaryota; Metazoa; Arthropoda; Insecta; Diptera; Tephritidae
Gene: GluRIID
Product: Glutamate receptor IID
Biological process (GO): monoatomic ion transport
Cellular component (GO): membrane
Molecular function (GO): ligand-gated monoatomic ion channel activity; signaling receptor activity
Source: RefSeq, a predicted model, not a curated record
AAUGGAAUAGGUGCCAUUUUUGGUCCUUCUUCGCGUCAAACUUCCGCACAUCUGCUAACAAUAUGUGAUGCCAAGGAUAUCCCCUAUGUAUACCCGCAUAUGAGUGAGCAUUUGGAAGGCUUUAACCUUUACCCACAUCCAAUGGAUUUGGCGCGCAUACUCCAUGAUCUUAUCAACGUAUUUGAAUGGACACGGUUUAUUUUUCUCUAUGAAUCUUCUGACUAUUUAAGCAUAUUAAACGGUUUAAUGUCGUUUUACGUCAGUGACGGUCCGGUCAUUAAUGUACUACGGUACGACCUCAAAUUGAACGGAAACUACAAAGCGGUCCUACGACGCGUGCGCAAGUCGGAUGAUGGACAGAUUGUGGUGGUAGGCUCAACUCCGUCGGUAGCCGAGCUUUUAAGGCAGGCACAGCAAGUUGGAAUCAUAAAUGACAAAUAUUCGUAUAUUAUAGGCAAUCUAGAUUUCCAUACUUUUGAUUUAGAAGAAUAUAAAUAUAGUGACACAAAUAUAACUGGCAUACGCAUGUUCUCACCAGAUCAGUUAAUUGUCCAGGAACUCAUAUCGCAACUAGGCAAUAAUGAGAAUGACCAAAUAGACAAUGCAGGUUUAUGUCCGAUAACUUUAGAAAUGGCAUUGACGUAUGAUGCAGUUCAAGUAUUUGCCGAAACUACAAGGAGUCUCAUAUAUCGUCCUCAACCGCUAAACUGUUCUGAUAGCAGCGAUCUCGUGCAGCCAGAUGGAUCAACAUUUCGAAACUACAUGCGCUCGAUCAAUAUUCGCGAAAAUACUAUCACCGGUCAAAUUUACUUUGAGGGCAAUAUACGUAAGGGAUAUAUCCUCGAUGUUGUAGAGCUACAAUCAAGCGGUCUUGUUAAAAUAGGCACUUGGGACGAACGGAAUAACUUUACUCUUCAACGUCCACCUCAAAUAGAGUUACCAAGCGAGGGAGAUGCCGAUUCCUUAGUGAACCAAACAUUUCGUGUUCUGAUUUCAGUGCCUAACAAACCUUACGCAAGUUUAGUUGAGAGUCACAAAAAAUUGAUUGGCAACAAUCAGUAUGAAGGAUAUAGCAUAGAUUUGAUAAAAGAAUUGGCCGCAAAAUUAGGCUUCAAUUAUACUUUUAUAAAUGGCGGUAGCGAUUACGGCGGUUUUAAUAAGACAACUAAUGUAACGUCGGGUAUGAUGAAGGAGAUCAAUGAAGGCCGAGCAGAGUUAGCUAUCACUGACUUGACAAUAACAUCGGAGCGUGAAGAAAUUAUUGACUUUUCAAUACCUUUCAUGAAUUUGGGUAUCGCGAUUUUGUAUAUUAAACCUCAAAAAGCACCACCAGAACUUUUUUCAUUCAUGGAUCCUUUCUCCGGGGAAGUUUGGAUCUACUUGGGACUGGUAUACAUUGGUGUAUCCUUUUGCUUUUUCAUAUUAGGACGCCUAUCUCCAACAGAGUGGGAUAAUCCAUAUCCAUGUAUUGAAGAGCCUGAAGAAUUAGAGAACCAAUUUACGCUAAAUAAUUCAUUUUGGUUUACGACAGGCGCUUUUUUACAGCAAGGUUCUGAGAUAGCACCUAAAUCGCUCUCCACACGCACUCUCGCGUCCAUUUGGUGGUUCUUCACGCUCAUUAUACUCUCCUCGUACACGGCUAACUUGGCUGCUUUCCUUACCAUCGAAAAUCCUGUUGGACUUAUUGAUAAUGUCGAGGAUUUGGCGGAAAAUAAGGGCGGCGUUGAGUAUGGUGCUAAACUGACUGGUUCUACGAGAAAUUUCUUUGCGACCUCCGAUCAUGAAGUGUAUAAGAAAAUGAAUGAAUUUAUGAUCAAAAAUCCGCACCUACUUUUCAAGACCAAUCAAGAAGGAGUAGAACGUGUUAAAUCUAGUACCACGUAUGCUUUUCUAAUGGAAUCCACAUCCAUUGAAUACAAUAUUGUACGAGAGUGUAAUUUGAUGAAAAUUGGAGAACCACUCGACGAAAAGGGAUACGGAAUCGCCAUGGUAAAAAACUGGCCCUAUCGCGACAAAUUUAACAACGCAUUGCUGGAACUUCAAGAGCAAGGUGUCUUAUCGCGCUUAAAGAACAAAUGGUGGAACGAAGUGGGAGCUGGAGUUUGUAAUAAAAAAUCCAAUAGUGGUGAAGUCGAAGCUUUAGACUUAAGCAAUUUGGGCGGUGUAUAUCUGGUGCUGGGAGUUGGAAGUGGUAUUUCUCUUGUGUAUGGUGUAAUAAUGUGGUGCAUACAUGUGGCGCGAAAAGCCAGCUACUAUGAGGCACCUUUUAUCGCCGCCUUUUGGGAAGAAUGCCGGAUUGCAGUAGACUUUUCAAAUAAUGAACGCUUGCUCAAGACUCCACAGUCGGUAUAUUCCCGUAGCCGAAAUUCGCUUGUUUCAAUUGAUUCAAUAGAAACGGACUCAGAAUUUGAAGAUAAUUUAGACAGUGAUGGAUGAUUCAUAAAAAUGCAUUCGUAUGUUCACUUCGUAUAAGAGUUUAAUAUCAUAGCUAGAUAAUAUGCUAAUCUGGAUAAACGGCGCAGUUGUUUCUACCCUAACCGAAGGUAGUUUCGCGGAUUUCGCUGGCCGCGAAGUGGAGGGCUUGAAUCCCACGGCCAAAAAAGUUUUUAUCGAGUUUUUUCUAUAGUUUCUUCAAUUAUUAUCAUGCUUUCUUUUUCAAUAAGAUUAUAAUCUAAACAAUUUAACUAAGAUAAAAUGAAGAAAAUGCGAAAAAAUAAAACAAAAGAAAGCAAAUAAUGUAGGUGGUUGAAUGUACUUGCUUCGUGCAUUUGCUUUUUUAUUUUUCAUUUUUUUAUUUCAUUCCCACUGCACUGAAAU